CACACUAUUUCCUUACUGUCAGACGCACUACAGCAAGGUAAUAGUUUGGUUCGUUGCACAAUUUAGGAAUAAACCUCUCCUGAAAUCGAAAUUGAACCGUAGCUGUUGGAGAGUGAAUUUUCUUAAAAUAAAAGAAGAUGGCGCAGUGGUACCAGCUUCAGAUGCUGGACUGUAAAUACCUGGAGCAGGUGGACCAGCUGUACGAUGACUCGUUCCCCAUGGACAUCCGACAGUAUCUGAGCAAAUGGAUUGAGAGCAUCGACUGGGACACGGUGGCCUUUCAGGACUCCCUGGCCACAGUUCGUUUCCAUGAUCUCCUUGCUCAGUUGGAUGACCAGCACUGCCGCUUUGCCCUGGAGAACAACUUCCUACUGCAACACAACAUCCGCAAGAUCAAAAGGAACCUGCAGGAUCGGUUCCAGGAAGAUCCCGUCCACAUGGCCAUGAUUAUCUCCAGAAACCUGAAGGAAGAGCAGAAGAUCCUGGCCAAUGCUAAAAGUGCUGAGGAGAAAGAAAGCCCGGUGUCAGCCAUGGUGGUGGAGAAGCAGAAGCUGGACAAUAAAGUCAAAGAGAUGAAAGACGGAGUCCAAGUGGCAGAUCAAAGUAUUAAGAAUCUGGAGGAUCUCCAAGACGAGUAUGUCUUCAAAGUCAAUACACUGAAGAGCAGAGAGAAUGAAAUGAACGGCAUGACACCGAAGGAGUUGGAGAAAGAGAAACUGAACGUUGGGAGGAUAUGCUUCGAACUGAAAGCUAAACGACAGGAUGUCGUGGUCCAGCUGGUGGAGGUCCUGAACGUCACACAGGCCUUAAUGUCAGACCUGAUCUCUGAGGAACUCCCUGAAUGGAAGCAGCGGCAGCAGAUCGCCUGUAUCGGAGGUCCGCCCAACGCCUGUGUGGACCAGCUGCAGACCUGGUUCACUGCUGCAGCAGAGACUCUACAACAGGUUCGUCAGCACCUGAAAAAGCUGCAGGAACUGGAGCAGAAGUUCACAUAUGACAACGACCCAAUCACACAGAAGAAAGCUUUCCUAGAGAGCCGGGCCCUGGACCUUCUCAAGAACCUCCUGUCGAACUCUCUGGUUGUGGAGAGACAGCCCUGUAUGCCCACUCACCCACAGAGACCCCUGGUGUUGAAAACAGGCGUCCAGUUCACGGUGAAACUCAGGUUUCUGGUGAAACUGCAGGAGUUCAACUACCAACUCAAAGUCAAGGUGGUGUUUGACAAGGACGUUACAGAGAAGAAAGGGUUUCGCAAGUUCAACAUUUUGGGAACAAACACCAAAGUUAUGAACAUGGAGGAGUCAAACGGCAGCUUGGCAGCAGAGUUCAGACAUUUGCAACUAAAGGAACAGAAAGUAACCGGGAACAGAACGAAUGAGGGUCCUCUGAUCGUCACCGAGGAGCUUCACUCCCUCAGCUUCGAGUCUGAGCUGCAGGUCAAUCAGUCAGGACUGGACAUCAAACUGGAGGCCCUGUCUCUGCCUGUUGUCGUCAUCUCUAAUGUCUGUCAGCUGCCCAGCGGCUGGGCCUCCAUCCUCUGGUACAACAUGUUGACGACUGAACCCAAGAACCUGAAGUUUUUCCUGUCUCCGCCACAAGCCAAGUGGUCUCAGCUGUCUGAUGUCCUCAGCUGGCAGUUCUCCUCCAUCACCAAGCGAGGCCUGAACCAGGAGCAGCUCAAUAUGCUGGCUGACAAACUGCUUGGAAGCAAAGCCCAGAGGAAUCCAGAAGGACAGAUCCCAUGGACCAAGUUCUGCAAACAGCAGAGUGCUAAUGAGAAAGCGUUUCCCUUCUGGCUGUGGAUCGAGGGAAUCCUGGAUCUGAUUAAAAGACACCUACUGUCCCUGUGGAACGAUGGUUCCAUCAUGGGCUUCAUCAGUAAAGAAAGGGAGAAGGCUCUGCUCAGCGAUAAGUGUCCUGGAACCUUCCUGCUCCGCUUUAGUGAGAGUAGCAGAGAAGGAGCCAUCACCUUCACCUGGAUUGAGCACGACAUGUACAACAAGCCGGUGUUUCACUCUGUGGAGCCGUACACGAAGAAGGAGCUGUCCGCCGUCUCGCUGCCCGACAUCAUCCGCACAUACAAGGUGAUGGCGGCGGAGAAUAUCCCAGAGAACCCGCUGCGCUUCCUCUACCCCAACAUCCCCAAAGACAAGGCCUUUGGGAAGUACUACCCCAAACCCUCUGAGACUCCAGAGCCCAUGGACGUGGAGAACACCGAGAAGACAGGUUACAUGAAGACAGAACUCAUAUCUGUUUCAGAAGUACAUCCGUCCCGGCUGCAGGACAACAUGAUGCCUAUGUCUCCUGAUGAAUAUAAGGCUCUGGAGCAGUUCGUCGGUCACAGAGACAUCAGUGUUGUGGUGAGUUCUGUGACCAACAAUCUGCUUGGAUUGGAAGAGUUUGACGAUCAGAUGAACGCUGAGUUUCAGGACCGGAACUGAGGUGGUCGGAGCCCCUUCCCUUCUUUCACCUGCGUCUCAUUUCCUGCUCUACAUUGUCUUUGUUUUACUAAAGAUGGAAGCUGUUUAUCGCAGAUCGAAGGCCUCAAAAGACAAAGGCACUUAAUUCAAGAGGACGUUCGACCUUUGUAAGGUUCAGGUCAGAGGCCACGAUUCCCUGUAGCCAAUCAGCUGGGACCAUGGUGUUCCUGUCAGACGGUAACUGUCACUUUAUUUCUGUACAUAAAUUUUAGAAACGUAGACCAGGGGUGUCAAACAUACGGCCCGUGGGCCAAACCGGCUACCAAAGGAUCCGAUCCAGCCCGUAGGAUAAAUUUGUCAAAUGCAGAAAUUGCACCGAAGACAUUAACGAUCCAAGGAUGUUAAAUUCAUUAUAGUUCAGGGACCAAAUACAGACCAAUAUGAUCUCAAGUAAAAUACCAUCAUAAUAACCUAUAAAUAAUGACAACUUCAAAUUUUUGUCUAAACUCCUCCAACUUUACAUUUCCGUGCGUCUGGAUCAUUCCAGUCAAUGUCCCCAUUAAUGCUGGUGUAUCCUAGAACAGUUUUUACAGCGUAUUGUCUCCAGUAGCGCACAUAAAAUCCUCAUUUAAAUAGGGCGGUCUCCAAGACUUUGCACCUGUUGUCAUAUGCACAGGCAGUCUUUGUAAAUCACCUGCAAACCGCGGUUCAACCCCACACGCAAAAUUCUAGAUUGGGAUCCGAGUAGAUCUUGGCCCAAUAUUUUUAAAAUUGCAUUUAUUUUUCUCAAGAAAUUUCAGGUUGUUCAUGUUAUUUAAUUUUUUUUUAAAGGAUAAAUUUUACAUAUGAAUAUUUCCAUAAUAAAAUUUUACUUUUUUUUUCACUUUUUUCAGUUGGGGGUUGAAAUUAUUCCUAGGUUAUUAUGGAAGAUAAUGGAUGGAUGGAUGGAUGGAUGGUUAUUAUGUUAAAAUUUCAGUGGUCUGAUCCGUUUGAGAUCAUAUUGGGAUGAAUGUAACCCCUGAAUAUGAUCAAAUGUACCAGUGGAGAACGACAAUUGAGCAACGAUUUGAGUCACUGCGUAACGUGACAUCAAAGCUCGUGAAUUUUCUUUUUUUUUUAUAUAUAUAUAAAUAAAACAAAGUAAGUACAUUUCAUUGUUCUUUUGUUGUAGUACUACACUGUGCAGAUGACACACAGCUCAUUUUACUGUUUUAUAUCAAUAUUUUCAUAGACAUCCAUGUGUUUUUCUCAAAUAGAUUCAGAGGCAAAGCUUCAAGAUGUUUUUAUUUCAUAAUUACAAAUCAGGAUCUGCGAAUUACGAGAAAAUGGGUCAGAUUUAGUCAGAUGUUCAAAGAAGUACUGUUAAGAUUUACUUGAGUCACUUCUGGAAAGGCAGCGACAUGUUUGUGUCUGGCCUUACUGUGCAUGUACACUGAUAAGGAAAAGUCUUUAUAAUGUGAUUUACCAAGUUUUGUGCUCAUUGUUUUCCUGCUAAUUGUGCCGUCACACAACAGAAUAAAAGGAAAUCUGAACAAGU
Messenger RNA from Sphaeramia orbicularis (orbiculate cardinalfish), 3957 nucleotides. It is a transcript of the gene stat1a, whose product is annotated as signal transducer and activator of transcription 1a. Gene Ontology annotation, molecular function: DNA binding; DNA-binding transcription factor activity. The coding region runs from base 138 to 2441 and encodes 767 amino acids. NCBI's taxonomy places the organism in Eukaryota, Metazoa, Chordata, Actinopteri, Kurtiformes, Apogonidae. Gene Ontology annotation, biological process: regulation of DNA-templated transcription; signal transduction. The record is from RefSeq and is a predicted model, not a curated record. The transcript has 25 exons.